AUGGUGAUUAGAGCCUUGUGGUAAUUAUAUUACUUUCUGUAACAAAUCAUAGUUUCUAAUGAAGCUGUUAAAAUAUUUAGCUUCCACAAAACAAAGCCUCUCAAAGUGGGGAAGCAGUCUGAGUUUCAGAAGAGGAACUAACACAGGGUUUUGCAGAAGUGCCUUCUUCUUUGAAAAGCAGCUUAUCUUUUGAAAUCAGAUUUUCAUGCUUUUGCCUCAUGAAAAGGAAUCUUUAGUGCAAAAAUCACUAAUUCAAAAUCUGACAAAUUUGAGCUACUGUGCGUCAGAUAAGCGUAAAGAGUGGUUUUAUAAUGUAGUCUUCCUUCCUCAUAUCCGAGCGCUUUUUGUAGCUAUGUUUUUAUAAUUCUAUGCUUUUGGGCUGCUUGGCUCUUGGAUUAAGUGGAGUGUGUCCUCUUCAUAUAUCAUGAUAGAGAGGUGCAAAGUUAACCAAGUGUGUUUCAUCCUUGUCCUCUGUGUGGAAGGGCAGGAGUUUGUCUCCUCUUUCUACUUUAUCCUCAAGAAAGUCUCUCUGUUGAUUAAUUUAACAAAUAGUUUUUCUGUAUCUGUUAGUGAAAGGAGAUUUUGAAGAUCUAGGCAUUUGGCACCAAAAGUUACAUUCUAAUACAUCUCUUAUAUUUAAUAGCUUCAGUACUGCUAAAUAGUCCAUGGAACAUGGCAUAUCUCAGGUCUUCAGUUUCCACUGCUCCCCUCACAAUGGCCUCUAUACCCUCAUCAGAUAAAAUAUGUCAAUCAAUACUAGAUCAUAUCUUCUCUUUCAAAAGAAUGUGUAGUAUUACAGAUAGAUCUAGCUAUUAUUUAUCAAGAUUCAGAUUAUCUGAGUUGGAAAAAAAGUGAUUCAAAAGGGAUUUUAGAGUAGUGGAUUGACUUUUUCUGUAAUGAUUGACAGAUAAAUCAUCCUCUGUUUUGGUUACAUUGUGAUAUUUUGAUGAUAUAAUUUCUUCAAAAAAGUAGUGGAACUUAAUUCACACUUUCUUCUCUUCUAACUACUGCCAGUAGUCACGCUUCCUGUACUACUUGGUGCAGUUGAAGGCUUUUGAAACAAGUAGAGAUCUAUAUUCUGAACUAGUUUUGUUCCCUUAACAGAAAUUGUGCUUUGUUCAUUCAACAAUUCUGAAAUUGACUACUCCAAGAAACUACAGGAAAUCCUAUUAAGUUUUAGAAAUUGUCCUAGGAAUUUCUGUUGUUCUCAGGCAUCUUUUUUCCUUUUGGGAGACGGGAAUGUUGAGGGAGAAAUUUCAUUUUGGUAACAUCAGUUCUUUGCAUUAACUUGUGCUUUGCCACUGUUCAGGUAAAGUUAAUUGUUUUUAUAUGUAUUUAAGUAAUUCAAAAUUAGUCCAUCACUUUUAGACUCAACCUUUCCUAGAACAUUACAUUAAUUUCUUCUUCUUUUUCAAGACUUAGACCUGCUACAGAAUUUAUUUGCAGAUGCAAAGUUUAUACAUCAAGAUCUUUCAAGCUUUUCUAAAACCUCCAGAUACUGUGAAACAAAAAUGUUUAACAUAUUCAUGCUAAAAGGAGCUCGGAGUCUUUUAGCGACACGAAAAAGGGAAGAUAACCUUGAAAAUUUCAUAAAAUCCCAGAAAGAAACCCAUCUCUUUCAGAUACUCUCUUGCAAAUUGAUUUAGCUUUUUUAUUUUAUUCAGAUUUGCUACAUUUUCAUCUGAGCUCUUCCAUAUACAGGACUGUGUAGUUAGGUUUUAGACUUCUUCAAAGAUACUUUUGUAUAAUACAGCUGUCUUAACAGAUUAAGGAGUUCUGCUUGUAAAAGGCAGAAGUUUGUUUUCUGGCAUUUGUGAAAGAGUAAUCAAAUCAUUAACCAUUUCAUUAGGAGGCUAAUAUUUUUUUUAAACUUAAAAGCAUUAGAAAUUUUUUUUAAUGAGACAAACGAACUUGUAUGUGUGUGUUUUUCCAUAUAUAUUUUACCCCGAGGAUCCAUUUUACCCACUUCUUUGGAAUCUUACUGUGGAUCCUUUGAAUUAGGAAGAAGUGAAGCUGUAAUAACUUUAUUUCCAAUAAUUGGAUCAGUUAGGGGGCAUUUGGAUGCCUGCUGUGGGCCCUUCUUUUUUUGGUUCGUUCCAAGCCCUUAGCAGCAGAGACACACAUCCCAAGAGUGUGAAUCUGCCGGAGCAAAACUCUCAAAACUACAGUUAUAGGUAAGUAACCUUUUUCUCUUACCUUUUAAGUUCUUACUCAGCUACUCUCCCUUUCUCCCCAUUACCCAUCUCCCCCAUAAAAUUUCCUAAAGAGGAAACCAAUAGAAGAAUACUAUUAAGAAUUAGUUUGUUUAUGUCUAAUUUUAUGUAGUUAAUUAUUGAAGUGACAAUGUGUAAUUAUAACCAGUAUAUUAGCAUUCAUUUCCAAAAAUAUAUUGUAGGGGCUUAUUUCCUUUAAAAUGGAGCUACAAGUAGUAAUUUAUAUAGUAAUCUUGCAGAUUACAGUCACUAAUACCAGAAGGUGAAGAGAUAGAGUGUGAAAGAUAAAUGAGUGUCUUUAUAGUAGAAUGUGAGACUUAGGUAUCAUGUGUUUUGUGUAUACAAACUUUCAUUAGGUCUGCAUUUUGUAGUGUGAUGUAAUGGAUGAAACUGGCACCUUAUAUAGCUCUUCCAAAAAAACACAGCUUUGCAGCCUCCAGGUCCUAUAAAAGACAGAUUUUGUGUUUGUGUGUGUUCAGACAUGUUUUAAGAAAAGUAAAGGGAAGAAAUUCCUGUUCUGUUAGAGGAAUUGCAAUGAAAUAUUGCAAUGUUUACACCUAUCUGUGAAAAGUUACUUCCUUUUACAGUUUUUAUAAAAAUUAAUAUACUUUAGAAAUAAAAAAUGCUUUUCUUUAAAAAAAAAGGAUCAUAUAAUUUAAUAGCAUUUUUAUUUGUGCUCAUAUGUAAAAUGAAAUCAAAAUUCCUCUAUUUAUACUGGGUUGUACUUUACAGAUGAUAGUGCAGAAAACAGCUCUUGUAAGAAGGUGUAGAAAAUAACUAAACUGUAGCAGUUUAGCAAGAAACCCUCUUUGUUUCAGCCUACACUGUAAAUUAAGACUAGGAAAUUCAAUAUAAAUUGCAUGUAAUCUAUACCCUUGAUUGUACCUGUUGGAUGAGAGGAUUUAUGAUACCAUUAACCCCAUAAUGACUUACAUUCUAGGACAGACAUUUCUUUAUAAUUGAUUUAAAUCUUGAUAAAGAAAUGGCACAAGUAGUUAAUAAACCCUAUUAAAAGCUUAAGCCCAGCAUUUCUGUAGUUCACAGUCACUAAGUUUGUGCUGACAUCAACUUAAGAAGACACAAAUUCUUUUUUUUCAUUGUCAUGGAAUAUAAAUGUUAAUCUAGUUAAUUGAAGAUAUUUUUGAGUACAAGGCAGAACAAAAUCGACAGUUGGAAGGGGGAAGAGAAAGUCACUGCUUAUUUCUAAAGUUUUCUGUCUAUACCAGUGAAUUAAAAUCUAAUUGGAUAAUGUUAGCCAUGAUGCUUAAGAGUUUUCAUUCUGAUGUUAGUGUGUUGCAUUUUUCUUGUGGAAUUAGAUGCUGCACUGGAUAUUUUAAACUAAGUGCACUUGGGGUUUUGCUCAGAUAUUUUGAGUUUACAAAACUGUAAUUUUGUGCAAAAUCACAUGGUUAAAACCUAGCAUUUAUGCUGAAAAAUCUAUCUCAUAAAGUCAUAUGGUUUAUGAAAGCAAUAUUAAAUUCAGGGAGCUUAAGUUAGACUUUCCAAUCUCUAAACAAAUGUCGAUAUUUGAUUAUACUUUUCUGCAGUUCAAUUUUUUGUUAUUUCCUGGUGUAGCAUUUCCUUUGUCAUACUAUAAUUGACAGAGAAUAGUGAGCAACCAGACGUCCCAAAGCAGAAAAAUUCAUAUGACACUAUGAUGAUUGUGUUAUUGCUACAUCUAAGAAAACAAUCAAAACUUCAGAAUCUUAAUUUUGAUGAAGUUUACUACACCUUAAGGCAUGUCAGGGAUCUCUGUAGCCUUUUUGUGUUUUAAACUGAGUGAGUUUAGACAUCAUUCUGAUGGGGUUUCCUUUUUGGAUGAUGACCAGCAAUUUGAUGAAGUCUUUUAACAGGUUGCUAAAGAGUAGCAGGUGUUUCUGUUCUGAGUCUUGCAAGUCUGUUUCUUUGAACUGCAGCAGCUGGAAGUCCUCUGGUCUCUUCAGAGAUUUUUGGAAUUAUGUACCAUUCUAUAAACCUUCCUAUAUGAGGUUCAUGACUGUACUUUCUUGAUUUCUUCUGUUAGGGAAGAAGUAGUGAGAAUAAAAUCUUCGCCCUCUGUUGGCUGUAUCUCUCCUUCAAGGGGAAGAGCUAGUAGUGUGGAAAUAUCUUCUGCUGAAGGGAAGGGUUCUGUUUGAUUGUACAAUUCUUUUUUUUCAUUUGGCAUAAGACUUUGAGGGGAAGUCAGAUGAGAACAAACUCUUAUGGACUGUGCAUACAUGAAGGAGCUGAAAAGAAUGGAUAUUUGUCCUAACUCCACUGAUAGGUCAUCCAUUAGUACCAUUAAAGUAAUUUUAAAGAUUCCUUGUAUACAGAUUAGAUUCUUGUGGUCUACAGAGCACUGUUAGCUGGGGGGACAGGGCACUUAGACAGCUUCAAAGAGAUCUGUGGAAAAUAACCAAGAAAAGGAAACAGUUAACAGUAGACAUGUUUGUUAUUUGAACAUUUAGCUAUGUGUCAUUUGUAGAAAAUUUCUCAUCUUGAUUAGAAAGCUUAAAUAAGAUAAGCUUAUAAUUGGUCUGUGUCUGACUUGUCUCUGAUGCUAAAAAAUAGAAAGUUUGACAAUAUGUAAUUACAUCUUAGGACUAGUAUAUUGAGUUAAAUUUGUUAAUUUGUGAUAUAAUUAAAUAAGUGCUAUUUCAAAUGAGUGGAAGCAUACCCUAGUAACCUCUGAUGUGAGAGAUUAGAAGAGUUACAGAUUUAAAGACUUAAAACUCUUAAAGGUUAUCCUUUACAAAGAGAAAAUUUAUACUUUCAAUUACCAUUUAAAUAGUUCAUCUAGAAUUCAGCAUAAGAGGAUCAAUCUGUUUUGUGUCCCUGAAAAGGAGAACAUUCACAUAUAACCAUUUUGAAUAUGAAGUCUUCCGCUGAGUCCCUUGCAGGGUGUAAAAAUUUAUCUGUUAGGUCUAUUUAUAAGUACACCAAAUAGUAUUAAUAGAAGGAAUUGUUACCAUUCUGCUAAAAGAAAGCUUAUCAACCAUGCUCAUGGUUAUUAUUUAGACUUGUUACCUUUCAUAGAUACUUAUGAAAGACCCAUUUUCAAUUUGUUAGACCAAGCAGUUCUAGAACUGAGUAUCAUCCAGUUAUACUCCGUUGUUUAAAGAGUUUAUUCUGGGAUUUAAGGCAAUCAUCAGGCUUGAUAGCAAGCAGUAAUAUAGAGGGUUUCAGUGCUAAUGGUAUCUUGACUGUUGCUUUGGAAAGAUUCCAGGGUGAGUGAAGGAGUAGAGAUGCAUUUAUAAUACAGCUCUCCUCAUCCACCUGCUGCUUCUAACACUUCCUCAGCUUCCAAGCAUAUCUGUUUCCAUGAUGAAUGGUCUUCAAAUCACAAUUGCCUUGUAGUUUCAGCAGAAAUGUAUCUCAUGACGUCUGUGGUUAUUUCAGUGCAAUGUGGUUCUUUGCAAAAAGGUUCCACAGUAAUUAAUUAAUUAAAUUCUAAAUCUUAAAGUACUCAUAACUUUGAUAGAGAUAUUUCCAAAGAUGAAGGCCAUAACCUCCUCUCCAGGAAUACUGUUCAUAAGAGGAUUGGUGGGAGAUUACCGCUUGGAAAUCCAGCUAAUUUUUUCCCAUGUCAAGCUUGUGCCAUGGUGAAUCGUUUCAUUUGAUAGAGCAGCUCUACUAUUUUUUAGUAUAGUGUAGUUUAUGAUCCUGCUUUGAGUUCCAAGGUACUGCCUUUUAGUGAGCAUGUUGCAAGGUAAAGAGAACAUUCUUAUAAUUUGCUAAGUCAAAAGGAUUCAUACAUAGAGUAACUGUUCUCCAAACUACUAUGAAUUUGUUAAAGGAAUCGGAAAAAAUGUAGGUAUAUUUUGAGUAUAUCUACAACCUCAGAGAAAGAAGGAGGAGUGAGUAAUUGUUUUGAAAAGAAUCUGAAAACAACAAACUAGUAUACCCAAUCAUUAAUAUAGUCAGAAAGCUCUUCUGUAACUUAAUACCUAUUCAUUUUACUAUGAAAACUGUUAUAAAGAUUGAAGCAACAACAUCCUGAUCACACUUUAUUGGACUAAAGAGAUUGUGAGCCAAUAUAUUUGGAACUGCAGCAACCUUCAGAUCUAGGUCUGUAAGACUUCAAAGAAAGACAUUAGUCUGAUAUUUUGGUGUAGUCCCAGACCCCAAUAUUUUUCCCUCCAAAAAAAUACUGCUGUCUGUGGAAUGAAGUUUGAAUACUGAUGCCUUGAAGGAUAUGAAGUAUAUUUCAGUGGAUAUUGCAAAAAUUCAUCUGUUCAUUUUUGGACUCCUGACAAUGAAGAAGCUGUAUGCAAACUUGUGUAUAUUCAACUGUAAAAGAGAAGAUCUGAAGACAUCUGUUUUUAGAGGUUCACUACUCUCUUCUCACCUCACUGAUUCUAAUUCUUGUAUAGCUGAGUCAAAAUGAGUUCAAGAUUUUAUGAAGCCUUUAGAACCCAAUGGUAUGUUUCAGCUUUCAAAUUUUUGUAGCUAUUAUGUCAGCUUAAAAAGUUUUUGUACUUAUUCAAUGGAGUUUUUUCAUUAUGCUUUAUGAAGGCAGUGGUACUAUGUAUUCAUCCUACCUUUUUUGCCCUAGUUUAACUGGAUAUUUUCUUAUGCUUAGGACAGCUUUUUUAGUCCUAGAUCUAGAGGCAAAGUGAUAAUGAUUGAGUCUGGUUUUGAGGCUCACUUUCAAGAUGUACUGGAAAUAAGAAGAAAUCUGUGAGUGAUCUGUAACUCUGCAGUCACCUUGCCAUCUAAGAAAAUAAAACUGUGAAGGUGUCCCUUUCUUCUCAGGCAAGAUAUCAAGUUACUAAAACAUCAGUAUUCUAAUGUCAAGAUAAAUGAAGAACGUGCAUCAGAAGAGCUAUGUAUUUAGAGGGAAUAUGUGUACCAAGUUGUGAUGUGAUCAUCUACUUAUGUGUUCUCAACUUACAAUUUGACAUUUUGGAUGAUGAAGAGCAGCAGCAUGUGAGCCUGGUCAUUUACAGAAGUCCAAGCAAGAAAAUUGAAUUGUUUUGGUUGUUUGUUCUUGGUGCCUUCAGCAUGAGGGCUCUGAAAGAUAAGCCUCUAAAGAAGAGAAAACAAGAAAACAAACCACCAGAGGCUGGAGGUGCUACUGGAGGAAAUAGAACAGCUUCUCAGGAGACAGGUUCUGCAGGAAAUGGGGCACGGCCAGCACUGAUGGUUAGUAUUGAUCUGCAGCAAGCAGGAAGAGCAGACUCUCAGGCAACAGUAACUCAGGAUUUGGACACCAUCAAAAAACCUGAAGAAAUUAAGCAGUAUAAUGACGGGUUUAUGUGUGUUCCCCAAGAAGACACUGUUGGAGUUCUUAAAUUUAAACCUGAAAACCAUCCAGAAAUUUUUAGGAAAAAGUCAGACUUUGAAAGUCAAAAGACAGAUAUCCAGCAAAAUGAAAACAGACAAAUGGAAUUCCAGCAAAAUGAGAGCAGACGGUUGGAGAGUAAAUACAAUGAGAGCAAGCAGUUAGAAGUGAAACAUGAAAGCAGACAAAUGGAAAUGAAACAAAAUGAGAACAGACAGACAGAAUUGAAACAAAAUGAGAGCAGGCAAAUGGAGAUGAAACAAAAUGAGGGAAAACAAAAUAAUGGCAAACAGGAAAUACGGCAAAGGCCAGAAACGCCGAAACAGAAGAGUGAAGGCAGACCUGAAACACCAAAACAGAAGAGUGAAGGGAGGCCUGAAACACCUAAACACAAACAUGAUAAUAGGAGGGACUCCAAUAAACCUUUGUCAGACAAGAAAAUCGAAAUAUCUAGGCACAAACUAGAUGUGAAAUCUGAUCCUUCAAGGAUGAAACCUGAAAGUCGACCUGAUCCAACAAAACCAAGGCCUGAUGGGCGCUCAGGUUCUGACACACCAAGGCGUGACCAUGACAGCCUUAAACAAAGAUCUGAGGACAGGGGGGAGUCAGAGAGAUACAGAGGAGAUCCAUCCAAGAUCAGAAGGCCUGAAUAUUUGAGAUCCUCAAGCAAAAAUGAACAUGAUUCUAAGCAUGGUAUUAAAUCUGAUGGUUCAAAACCUGAGAAAUUUGAAAGGAAAUAUAGGCAUGAAUCUGGUGAUUCAAGGUUUUCUUCUGGGGAUCAGAAAUCAAGGCCUGACAGCCCUCGUAUUAAACAGGAAGGUAAAGGGGAUUCUAGCAAAUCAAGGCCUGAUAAACCUGGUUUUAAGUCACCAAACAGCAAGGAUGAACGAAGGACAGAUGGUAAUAAGAGUAAAGUAGAUAGUAAUAAAGCACAUGGUGACAAUAAAGCAGAGUUUCCCAGUUAUUUGUUGGGGGCAAGAUCUGGUGCAUUGAAACAUUUUGUCAUUCCAAAAAUCAAGCGUGAUAAAGAUGGCAAUGUUACUCAGGAGUCAAGGAAAACUGAAUUUAGAGGUGAACAUAAGGACAAAGUAGAGAAGAUUGGGCUAGUUGAAGAUCUAAAUAAAGGAGCUAAGCCUGUAGUUGUUCUUCAAAAGCUUUCUUUGGAUGAUGUGCAGAAAUUUAUUAAGGACAGAGAAGAUAAAUCGAGGGGCUCUUGUUUUAAACCUAACAAGAACAAGUCAUCCAAACCUAAUAAAGGUAGCAUAGAUCAGUCAGUGUUAAAGGAGCUGCCUCCUGAGCUCCUGGCAGAAAUUGAAUCCACCAUGCCACUUUGUGAACGUGUGAAAAUGAACAAGCGCAAACGUAGCACAGUUAAUGAGAAACCAAAAUAUGCUGAAAUCAGUUCUGAUGAAGAUAAUGACAGUGAAGAAGCUUUUGAAUCUUCUCGUAAGAGACACAAAAAGGAUAGAGAUGAAGCGUGGGAGUAUGAAGAACAUGACAGGAGAAGUUCUGGUGACCAUAGGAGAAGUGGACAUUACCAUGAAGGAAGGAGGAUUUCUGGUAGUGGCCGUUACCGUAAUCGCAGUCCCGAUGACUCUGAUAUGGAUGAUUAUUCUCCUCCUCCUAGCCUCAGUGAGGUGGCUAGAAAAAUGAAGAAGAAAGAAAAACAAAAGAAGAGAAAAGCUUAUGAACCUAAACUAACACCUGAAGAAAUGAUGGAUUCUUCAACCUUCAAAAGGUUUACUGCUUCAAUAGAGAAUAUUUUGGAAAAUCUGGAAGACAUGGAUUUUACAGCUUUUGGUGAUGAUGAUGAGAUCCCACAGGAAUUGCUACUGGGCAAACAUCAGCUUAGUGAGUUGGGUAGUGAAUCUGCGAAAAUCAAGGCAAUGGGCAUUAUGGACAAGCUCUCAACAGAUAAAACAGUAAAAGUUCUAAAUAUUUUGGAGAAGAAUAUUCAAGAUGGAUCAAAGCUUUCUACUUUACUUAACCAUAAUAAUGACACUGAAGAUGAGGAGAGAUUAUGGCGAGAUCUUAUUAUGGAAAGAGUGACAAAAUCUGCUGAUGCUUGUCUUACUGCUAUCAAUAUUAUGACAUCACCAAAUAUGCCUAAAGCUGUAUAUAUAGAGGACGUAAUAGAAAGAGUUAUUCAGUACACAAAAUUUCAUUUGCAGAACACACUCUAUCCUCAGUAUGAUCCUGUGUAUAGAGUGGAUCCUCAUGGUGGUGGUGUUUUAAGUUCAAAAGCAAAACGUGCCAAGUGUUCCACCCACAAGCAAAGAGUUAUAGUGAUGUUGUAUAACAAAGUUUGUGACAUUGUCAGCAGCUUGUCAGAGUUGCUGGAGAUACAGCUUCUCACUGAUACAACUAUUCUUCAGGUGUCAUCGAUGGGAAUAACACCUUUCUUUGUAGAAAAUGUCAGUGAGCUACAGUUAUGUGCCAUCAAAUUAGUGACUGCAGUGUUCUCCCGGUAUGAAAAACACAGACAGCUAAUAUUAGAAGAAAUUUUCACUUCCCUUGCACGACUACCAACUAGCAAGAGGAGUUUGAGAAACUUCAGGUUAAACAGCAGUGACACUGAUGGAGAGCCUAUGUACAUUCAGAUGGUAACAGCACUAGUUCUGCAGCUUAUUCAGUGUGUGGUACACUUACCAUCAGCAGAAAAGGAUUCUAAUUCAGAGGAGGAAUCAAACAAGAAAGUGGAUCAAGAUGUGCUUAUUACUAAUUCAUAUGAAACAGCCAUGAGGACAGCACAAAAUUUCCUUUCCAUUUUUCUUAAGAAGUGUGGCAGUAAACAAGGGGAGGAAGAUUACAGGCCACUGUUUGAGAACUUUAUUCAAGAUCUUCUUUCAACAGUCAAUAAACCAGAAUGGCCAGCUGCAGAGUUGCUACUUAGCUUACUAGGAAGGCUGUUGGUUCACCAGUUCAGUAACAAAUCCACAGAAAUGGCAUUAAGGGUUGCAUCUCUUGACUAUCUUGGAACUGUAGCAGCAAGACUGAGGAAAGAUGCAGUCACUAGCAAAAUGGAUCAAGGAUCUUUAGCCAGAAUCCUCAAACAGGUUUCAGGAGGAGAUGAUGAAAUUCAACAGCUGCAAAAGGCUUUACUAGAUUAUCUGGAUGAGAACACAGAAAUUGAUGCAUCAUUAGUGUUUUCUCGGAAGUUCUAUGUAGCUCAGUGGUUCCGUGAUACAACUAUGGAGACAGAAAAAGCAAUUAAAUCUCAGAAGGAUGAGGAUUCAUCUGAGGGAACUCAUCAUGCAAAAGAUGUUGAGACCACAGGACAAAUCAUGCAUAGAGCGGAAAGUCGCAAAAAGUUUCUUCGCAGCAUCAUUAAAACUGCUCCAUCCCAGUUCAGCACAUUAAAGAUGAAUUCUGAUACUGUGGACUAUGAAGAUGCAUGUUUGAUUGUUCGCUACUUGGCCUCUAUGAGGCCGUUUGCCCAGAGCUUCGAUAUUUAUUUGACACAGAUUCUGCGUGUACUUGGUGAAAAUGCAAUUGCUGUUCGAACAAAAGCCAUGAAGUGCUUGUCUGAGGUUGUUGCUGUAGACCCCAGUAUUCUAGCCAGGCUGGAUAUGCAACGAGGAGUUCAUGGGCGGCUAAUGGAUAACUCCACUAGUGUACGAGAAGCGGCUGUGGAGCUGCUUGGCCGAUUUGUGCUCUGUCGUCCUCAGCUUGCUGAGCAGUAUUAUGACAUGCUGAUUGAAAGAAUAUUGGAUACUGGCAUCAGUGUCAGAAAAAGAGUCAUUAAAAUACUUAGGGAUAUCUGCAUUGAACAACCAACCUUUCCCAAAAUUACAGAAAUGUGUGUGAAAAUGAUUCGGAGAGUCAAUGAUGAAGAAGGCAUUAAGAAAUUAGUAAAUGAGACAUUCCAGAAGCUCUGGUUUACUCCAACUCCACACCAUGACAAAGAAGCAAUGACAAGGAAAAUACUAAACAUCACUGAUGUGGUUGCAGCUUGUAGAGAUACAGGGUAUGAUUGGUUUGAACAGCUUCUUCAAAAUCUGUUGAAGUCAGAAGAGGAUGCCUCAUAUAAACCUGUGAAGAAAGCCUGUACUCAACUUGUUGACAAUUUGGUCGAGCACAUUCUUAAAUACGAAGAAUCUUUAUCAGAUUCUGACAAUAAAGGUGUGAAUUCCAGUCGCUUGGUUGCUUGCAUAACCACUUUGUUCUUAUUCAGCAAAAUAAGGCCCCAGCUAAUGGUCAAACAUGCCAUGACCAUGCAGCCAUACCUGACCACUAAAUGUAGUACCCAGAAUGAUUUCAUGGUGAUCUGCAAUGUUGCAAAAAUCUUAGAGCUUGUAGUGCCGCUAAUGGAGCACCCAAGUGAGACCUUUCUUGCUACUAUUGAGGAGGACCUCAUGAAACUCAUCAUCAAAUAUGGCAUGACAGUUGUUCAGCACUGUGUGAGCUGUCUUGGGGCUGUUGUGAACAAGGUCACCCAGAACUAUAAAUUUGUGUGGGCUUGUUUUAAUAGAUACUAUGGUGCACUUUCUAAAUUAAAAAAUCAACACCAAGAAGACCCCAACAGUACAAUACUUACUGCCAAUAAACCAGCACUCCUUAGAUCACUUUUCACUGUUGGAGCACUGUGUCGGCAUUUUGAUUUUGAUCAGGAAGAUUUUAAGGGCAACAGUAAGGUUAACAUUAAGGAUAAAGUCCUUGAACUGCUGAUGUAUUUUACAAAGCAUUCAGAUGAAGAAGUACAGACAAAAGCCAUUAUUGGUCUUGGAUUUGCAUUUAUACAGCACCCAAGUUUAAUGUUUGAACAAGAAGUGAAGACUCUGUACAACAGCAUUCUUUCAGAUAAGAACUGUUCAGUAAACUUAAAAAUCCAGGUGUUAAAAAACCUCCAGACCUACUUGCAGGAGGAAGAUACACGUAUGCAGCAGGCAGACAGAGACUGGAAAAAAGUAGCAAAACAGGAAGACCUGAAAGAAAUGGGUGAUAUUUCCUCAGGGAUGAGUAGUUCCAUCAUGCAGCUAUAUCUCAAACAGGUCCUUGAGGCUUUCUUUCAUAACCAGUCCAGUGUACGCCACUUCGCUCUAAAUGUCAUUGCUCUGACAUUAAACCAAGGUCUCAUCCAUCCUGUUCAGUGUGUGCCGUACUUAAUUGCUAUGGGCACAGAUCCAGAGCCCUCUAUGCGAAAUAAAGCUGACCAACAGUUGGUGGAAAUAGACAAAAAAUAUGCUGGGUUCAUUCACAUGAAAGCAGUGGCUGGUAUGAAGAUGUCUUACCAAGUACAGCAGGCAAUUAAUACCUGCCCAAAAGAUCCUGUGAGAGGUUUUAGACACGAUGAAUCAUCCAGUGCACUGUGUUCACACCUCUACUCCAUGAUUCGAGGGAACCGUCAACACAGACGAGCCUUUCUAAUUUCUUUACUCAACCUCUUUGAUGAUACUGCAAAAACGGAGGUGAAUAUGCUUUUGUACAUAGCAGACAAUCUAGCCUGUUUUCCGUACCAAACACAGGAAGAGCCACUGUUUAUAAUGCAUCAUAUAGACAUUACACUAUCAGUUUCUGGUAGCAACCUACUACAGUCAUUUAAAGAGUCUAUGGUGAAAGACAAAAAAAAGGAAAGAAAGCCUUCAUCGGAGGCAGAGACCGAGAGUGACAGUAACAGUGGUAGUGGGAGUGAAAGUGAGGAGGAAGCUUCUAAGCCUCGGAGGUUACGGAAACGAGUGGACUCUGAUUCAGAUUCUGAUGAAGAAAAUGAUAUAAAUGCAGUGAUGAAGUGUUUACCUGAAAAUUCAGCUCCUUUGAUUGAAUUUGCUAAUGUCUCCCAAGGCAUAUUAUUACUUCUGAUGCUGAAACAGCAUCUAAAGAACCUCUGUGGAUUCUCUGAUAGUAAAAUUCAAAAAUAUUCUCCAUCUGAAUCUGCAAAAGUUUAUGAUAAAGCUAUAAACAGGAAGACAGGAGUGCAUUUUCAUCCAAAACAAACUUUGGAUUUUCUGCGAAGUGAUAUGGCUAAUUCCAAGAUCACAGAAGAAGUGAAGAGGAGUAUAGUAAAACAGUACUUAGAUUUCAAGCUCCUUAUGGAACAUUUGGAUCCUGAUGAAGAGGAAGAAGAUGGAGAGGUGUCAGCUAGCACAAAUGCUCGGAACAAAGCAAUUACCUCGCUGCUUGGAGGAGGCAGCCCUAAAAACAAUGCAGCUGAGACAGAGGACGAUGAAAGUGAUGGGGAGGAUAGAGGAGGAGGCACUUCAGGGUCAUUGAGAAGGUCAAAACGAAAUUCAGACUCUACGGAGUUGGCAGCACAGAUGAAUGAAAGUGUUGAUGUCAUGGAUGUCAUCGCUAUUUGCUGUCCAAAGUACAAAGACCGACCACAAAUUGCAAGAGUAGUACAGAAAACCAGCAAUGGCUUCAGUGUUCAGUGGAUGGCAGGCUCCUACAGUGGCUCCUGGACUGAGGCUAAGCGCCGUGAUGGCCGCAAACUGGUGCCUUGGGUAGACACUAUUAAAGAGUCAGACAUUAUUUACAAAAAAAUUGCUCUAACGAGUGCUAAUAAGCUGACUAAUAAAGUUGUGCAGACUUUACGAUCGCUGUAUGCCGCCAAGGAUGGAACUUCCAGCUAA
Motacilla alba alba is the source of this 14045-nucleotide messenger RNA. RefSeq names its product NIPBL cohesin loading factor (gene NIPBL). Gene Ontology annotation, cellular component: Scc2-Scc4 cohesin loading complex. Gene Ontology annotation, biological process: establishment of protein localization to chromatin; heart morphogenesis; digestive tract development. Gene Ontology annotation, molecular function: chromatin binding. NCBI's taxonomy places the organism in Eukaryota, Metazoa, Chordata, Aves, Passeriformes, Motacillidae. The transcript has 39 exons. The record is from RefSeq and is a predicted model, not a curated record. The coding region runs from base 7020 to 14045 and encodes 2341 amino acids.